UCCUCGGUGCAGGACUUCAGACGGCGCUGGCAGGAAGCAGCACGUACUUCAUACACGUGAGGCGUCAACUUUAGCAGGGGUCCGGCUCGUGUUUUCAACCGAGACCCACCGCGCGACACUAAAGGAGAUGUGUUCACAGGGUUGAAAGAGACGGCUGUGGGUUUAACACCAAAACUUCCUGAGAACUAUCAUGUCAGCUGCAUCUACAUCUGAGUUUCCUGCUCAUAAACACCACAUCUGACAUCUGUACUGCUAAAGGUGAGCUGAGCCAGGCCGACGGCAAUAGGCUCUGCCAUGUUUCCCGAUGCCCUGGAAGCAGCGGGGCGGGUGGAGGGCCUGCCGCUGUCCUCCCCACAGCCACUACCGGAGUCAGAGGAGGAGGAGGUGGAGACGUCGGUGGAGAGGGGGCCAAAGAGACGAGGCCGCUACCGUAAAAGUCUGCAGCUCCUCAAGCCCUUUAGGAUAACGCACAAGCACCAGCACCCAGUCGAUAACGCCGGCCUCUUCUCAUUUAUGACUCUGCACUGGCUCUCCCCACUGGCACUGAAGGCCUACAAGGCAUCCAGCUUGUCUAUGGAUGAUGUGUGGGGGCUGUCUUGCCAUGAAGCCUCUGAAAUCAAUUGCCAAAGACUGGAGUCACUAUGGCAUGAUGAGCUGAAAAGACGAGGGCGAGAGGGUGCAUCCCUUACGAGGGUCUUCUGGCGGUUCUGCCAAACCCGCACAUUGGUGGCCAUGUUCUCCCUGCUCGUCACAAUGGUGGCAGGCUUCGUUGUACCCGCUCUCCUGGUCCGAUCUCUGCUGGAGUAUGCCCAGUCCUCAGAGAGCUGUGUGCUGUAUGGUCUGUCCCUGGUAGCUGGGAUCUUCCUCAUGGAGCUGAUACGGUCCUGGUCCCUGGCUCUCAUGUGGGCUGUAAACUAUCGCACUGCAGCACGCCUCCGUGGGGCAGCCCUCACUUUUGCUUUCCACAAGAUCCUCUGUCUGCGCAACACUAAAGACAUCAGCCCGGGUGAGCUGAUCAACAUCUGUUCCAGUGAUGGCCAGCGGCUGUUUGAAGCUGUGUCGAUAGGCUGUCUGCUGGCGGGGGGUCCUCUGGUGGGGAUACUGGGUCUGUCCUACACUGCGUACUUCCUGGGUCCCACUGCCCUGGUGGGCUCUGCAAUUUUCAUCAUUUUCUACCCGACAAUGAUGCUUGCAUCAAGGCUGACGGCGUAUUUCCGCAAGAAGUGCGUGGCGGUGACUGACCAGCGCGUGAGGCUGAUGAACGAGAUUUUGGGCUGCAUAAAGUUCAUCAAGAUGUACUGCUGGGAAGAUGCCUUUGCUCAGAAUAUUCACAAGGUACGAUCAGAAGAGAAGAGCAUACUGGAGAGAGCUGGGAUUGUGCAGAGCCUCACGGUGGGGGUGGCUCCCAUCGUGGUGGUGAUAGCCAGUGUUUGCACAUUCACCCUACACAUGGCUCUGGGAUAUGACCUUACAGCAGCUGAGGCUUUCACUGUGGUCGCAGUUUUCAACUCUAUGACUUUCGCCCUGAAAGUCACACCACUGGCUGUGAGGUCACUGUCAGAGGGUGCAGUGGCCGUCAAAAGAUUUCAGAGGCUGUUUAUGAUGGAUGACAGAGAGGUCAUUAGAGUAAAAAUGGAGGAUCCGAGCAAUGCGGUGGAGUUUCUAGAUGCGACGCUGGCAUGGGAGAAAGCGCGCACUCCGACUUCAAAACCCAACCCGCCACCCAAGAAGAGAGGAGGGAUGAAGCGAGUGCUGCGCAGGGAGAAGCUCAGCCUGUACAUUUCCACAGAGGAGAGCAAAGCCAACAAAGACGGUCCCAACGCUCAAAGCCUCCUCACAAAUAUGGAGCAGGAGAGUCCACAAAGCACCAUAUCGUCUACUCAGAGUAUACGACCUCCGCUGCACAAGACCUUGCACCGCAUUGACUUUUGUGUUAAGAAGGGCGCUCUGGUUGGAAUCUGUGGAGGUGUCGGGAGUGGAAAGAGCUCUCUUCUUGCUGCUCUGUUGGGACAGAUGACCCUUUUAGAAGGGAGAGUAGCUGCAGGCGGUGGCUUUGCAUAUGUGUCCCAACAAGCCUGGAUCCUUAAUCACUCGCUGAAGGAGAACAUCCUGUUUGGAAACGAAUAUGACCGAGAAAAAUACUGCACCGUCCUGGAGGCCUGCUGUCUCCUCCCUGACCUUGCAGAGCUCCCAUUUGGAGACAUGACCGAGAUUGGGGAGAGAGGUGCCAACUUGAGUGGAGGGCAGCGGCAGAGAGUGAGUCUGGCCCGGGCCUUGUACAGCGACCGACCCAUACUCCUCCUGGACGACCCCCUCAGUGCUGUUGAUGCCUGUGUGGGUUCCCAUAUCUUCCAUAGAGCUAUUAAGGGAGCUGCUAAAGGCAGGACAGUGCUUUUUGUAACACACCAGCUGCAGUAUCUGUCAGAGUGUGACGAUAUAAUUCUGAUGAAGGACGGGCAGAUUGCUGAGCACGGCACCCAUGCUCAACUAAUGGGUAAAGAGCGUGACUACACUGCUCUAUUCAACAGCAUGCAACAGGAGAAUCUCAUAAAAGAUCGUUUAAAGAGCAAACAAGAGGAAGCAGGUGGCGAAAAGGUCGGCCGGGCUCUUGAAGUUGCCAAGGUCAGACCAAAUGUGGAAGGCAGAAAAGGAGAACAACUGAUGAAAGCUGAAGAGAAGGGCUCUGGCAGAGUAGCCUGGUCGGUGUACGGCGCCUACAUCAAAGCAGCAGGAGGGCCAGUCAUCUUCAUCAUCAAUAUCCUCUUCUUCCUCUCCACCACAGGAAGCAUAGCCUUCAGUAACUGGUGGUUGAGCUACUGGAUCAGACAGGGCAGCGGGAACACGUCAUUAAUCUUGGUGAAUGAAACUACGGCGAGCAACAGCAUGAGGCUGAACCCUCACAUCCAGUACUAUUCGACUGUUUAUGUCGUAUCCAUGGGAGCUGCUUUAACUCUGAAGACAAUCAGAGGUCUGGUUUUUGUAAAGUGCACGGUGAAGGCUGCCUCUGCGCUCCACGACAAGCUGUUCCGGCGAAUCCUGCUCAGCCCCAUGCACUUUUUUGAUACAACACCUCUGGGUCGUAUCCUGACCCGCUUCUCCAGAGACAUGGAUGAGGUGGAUGUGCGUCUGGCCAUGCAAGCUGAAAUGCUGCUGCAGAAUCUGAUCUUGGUGCUCUUCUGCCUGGGAAUGGUGGGCAUCGUCUUCCCCUGGUUCCUGAUCUCCAUCGUGCCCCUGGGAGCCUUUCUCUGCAUCGUCAACCGUGUGUCCAGAGUUCUUAUUCGUGAGCUGAAACGCUUGGAGAACAUUAGCCAGUCGCCGUUCACCUCCCACAUCACCAGCAGCCUUCAGGGACUCUCCACGAUCCACGCCUAUGGAAGGGGCCAUGACUUCCUCCAGAGAUAUCAGGAAUUACUGGACACCAACCAGGCUUCCAACUACCUCUUCAGUUGUGCUAUGCGAUGGCUGGCUGUCCGCCUAGACCUCAUCAGCAUCUUUCUUAUUACUGCUGUGGCUCUUUUAAUUGUCUUCCUGCACAACCAAAUACCUCCAGCAUAUGCAGGCCUCGCCAUAUCAUAUGCAGUCCAGUUAACUGGCUUGUUUCAGUUUACGGUGCGACUCCUCACAGAGACAGAGGCUCGGUUUACAUCGGUUGAGAGGAUCAAUCAUUAUAUAAAGUGUCUAGAGAGUGAAGCACCCCGGCAGAGUCCUGAGGCGACCGCUCCUGCCCCCUCCUGGCCUCAACAUGGAAAGAUCACCUUCCAAAAUGUGGAGAUGCGUUAUCGUGAUGAUCUGCCACUGGUGCUAAAGAAGUUAUCCUUCACCAUUCUGCCAGAGGAGACCAUCGGCAUUGUGGGCCGCACAGGUUCAGGGAAGUCCUCUUUGGGUGUAGCUCUGUUCAGGCUGGUGGAGCUGACAGGAGGCUCUAUUAUUAUUGACGGAAUCAAUAUUGCCCAGAUUGGACUGGAUGACCUGAGGAGCAAACUAGCCAUCAUUCCUCAAGAGCCUGUUCUCUUUAUCGGAACCGUCAGGUCAAACUUGGACCCAUGGGACCAGUAUUCUGAUGCUGAGAUAUGGGAAGCUCUGGAGAAAACUCAUAUAAAAGAGAUGGUCAGUCAGCUGCCUCAUUCGCUGCAGUCAGAGGUAACAGAGAACGGAGAGAACUUCUCAGUGGGAGAACGACAGCUUCUCUGUGUGGCCAGAGCCCUGCUGCGCAACAGCAAGAUUCUUAUACUGGAUGAGGCAACAGCAGCCAUCGACACUGAAACAGAUCGUCUCAUCCAGGAGACAAUUCGUUGUGCAUUUGGCAGCUGCACCACUCUCAUCAUCGCCCAUCGACUCAACACAGUGAUGAGCUGUAGCAGGGUCAUGGUGCUGGACAAUGGCCAGAUCGUGGAGUUCGACAGCCCUGCUUUCUUGCUGGCGGAUGAAAACUCAAGAUUCAGAGCCAUGAUAGAGGCAUCGGAAAAUCAAAUAACACGAUAAUGUAGGAGGUGACCCGGCGAUGUGAACCUUGACAAAGUAUAAAUGUUGAUAUUGCACAAAGACCCAAUUAACCAAAUCCUGCCACGGUGUGAAAGUCACACUGUGAGAUGUACAUGGGCUCUCGUCAUUCUUGUUCUGCGUAAAAGCAUCUAUUAGUUUCAAAACCAAAGAGCCAGAAAGAACAUUUAUGAGGGACAAAGAAAACCUCUCUAAUAAUCUUCCUCCUGCUCUUUGACUCUUUGUCAUGAGAGUUAUUUCCUGGAGGCCAAAUAAUUAACUGCAAAUUAAAACGGAGCAAUGACUUUGACUAAGGCACUUGAUUCUUUCACAUGGACACUUGGAAGGACAUGUAACACUCUGGUUUUUCUCCUCGUCCUCUAGGAGAUCAGCUAAUCAACGAGUCAUUUAUUGGUUUAACAAAGAACUCACAGCGCAGGAAUUCACUGUUAAGGAGAUAAUGUAGAUUAACAUCAUUGUUGAUCAAUUUAACAAUUAACCUCAUACUACACAGUAUAUUAUAGCAAUAUUUAUGACAGAUUGUAAGAAUUAAAACUUGAUUGUUCAGUUCACUUUAUUUAAGACUAUUACCAUUCCAAUGAGGCACUGUAAAAUAUAGUGUUUCACUGGUCACUGUGUUCUUAUGUUUGUUUGUUUUUAUUUUAUUUCAUGUAUCUAGUGCAGUUUUUUAAUGUAGUAAUUUUAGAAACUUUUGCAAAUACAAUAUGUGCCUAGAACUAUCGAUGUUUCAGGUCACAUAAUGGAAAUAGCCAUAUAAACAUCCUGCACCCAAGUUGUGGAAAAAAACAACGGAUCCCUCCAAAUCCAAAAUGCUGGAGUUUUUUCUGCACAUGUAUACACAAGGUAAUGUUUGAUGUUGAUGCAUUUUAUAGCCUACUCACGUGUAAACUAUGGUACAAAACAUUAUUUGCAA
Molecule: messenger RNA, 5413 nt
Organism: Sphaeramia orbicularis (orbiculate cardinalfish)
Lineage: Eukaryota; Metazoa; Chordata; Actinopteri; Kurtiformes; Apogonidae
Product: multidrug resistance-associated protein 5
Exons: 29
Coding region: 295-4482 (1395 amino acids)
Biological process (GO): transmembrane transport
Cellular component (GO): membrane
Molecular function (GO): ABC-type transporter activity; ATP hydrolysis activity; ATP binding
Source: RefSeq, a predicted model, not a curated record